AUGGUUGAAAAUAACAAAUAGUAACUAGAAGAUAGUAAGGUUUUCGAGAAGAUCUCCUAGACAUUCUCCACUACAGAUAUCAGGACAGUAUACGCAUUCGAGAAGCUCAUUGGAGGUGGACAUUUCGGAUCAGUUAGAUUAGCACAUAGAAUUACAGACCCCUAGAUCAAAUAUGCUGUAAAGAGCAUACUGAAAGAGAAUAUAAAAAAGGAUGUAAAACUAUUAGAGGAAGAAUUAGCUAUUUUGACUGCAGUCGAUCACCCAAAUAUUAUCAAAUUUCAUGAGACCUAUAUUGAUUACAGAUAUGUUCAUAUCGUGAUGGAGCUGUCAGAGGGAGGAGAAUUAUUUGAAAAAAUAGUAGAGAUGCAUAAGUUUAGUGAAUCACAAGCUGCCAGUCUAUUGAGAAAAAUACUCUCUGCAGUUAAGCAUCUUCAUGAGCACGGCAUAUGUCAUCGUGACUUAAAGCCAGAAAAUUUCUUAUUUAGCGAUAAAACACCUGAUACAGAGAUUAAGCUAAUUGAUUUUGGAUUGUCUAAAAGAUUCGGAACUAUAUAGGAGCAUGACCCAAGUGAGAAGAUGCACACAAUUGUAGGUACUCCUUACUAUGUUGCGCCAGAGGUACUAAAGGGAAACUACGAUUUUUCAUGUGAUGUUUGGAGUUUAGGUGUAAUUCUCUUUAUUAUGCUUUGCGGUUAUCCUCCAUUUGAGGGGGACAAUAAUAAAGAGAUCUUUAAGAAUGUACUCAAGCAGAAACUAGAAUUCGAUCCUCAGGAUUGGACAGACAUCUCUCCAGAGGCUAAGGAUUUAAUUACUCAGAUGCUAAUCAAGGAUCCUACUCAAAGAAUAUCAGCAGAGGGAGCACUUAAUCAUAAGUGGUUUGAGCUACAGCAUGACUCAACAGUUUCCCUUGAUGCCAAGAUUAUCUAGAGGAUCAGAGAUUUCAGAGCUAAUAAGAGAAUUCAGGUAGAAACAUUGACAUUCUUAGUCAAUAACGUGACUAAGGAAAUAGACUUUAAAGGACUUAGGGAUGCUUUCAGAGUAUUGGACAAGAAAAACACAGGACUUCUAACUGUAAACGAAAUAAAAGAAGCAUUUAAAGGUUCAAACUUUUCAAACGAGGACUUAGACAAUAUCUUUAAGAAUAUAGACUUAAACCACGAUGGAGAAAUUAACUAUAGUGAGUUCUUAGCUGCAACUGUGGAUAAAAAGAAGGCAUUAACACUCCAAAAUUUAUGGUUUGCUUUUCAUCAUUUUGACGUUGAGAACUCUGGAUAUAUAACAGAGAGAGGACUAGAAGAGGUGUUUCACAGAGAAGGCCGAUAAAUAAAUAAAGAUCAUAUUCAUGAGAUAAUGAAGCAAGCAGACCCUGAAAAUAAAGGGCGUAUUUCAUUUGACGAUUUUACCAAGUUAAUGAAAGCUAUAGUUGAUAUAUCUCAUUGA
Messenger RNA from Stylonychia lemnae, 1440 nucleotides. NCBI's taxonomy places the organism in Eukaryota, Ciliophora, Spirotrichea, Sporadotrichida, Oxytrichidae. The record is from the annotation of a GenBank genome assembly.